GAACCUGGAAGCGGCUGUUAUAACCUGUCGUUUUAUAAAUUAUAGUGCAAUAUAAGUGUUGACACGCGUGCCACAGCAAUCAUUGCGAAACAAAUUGCAACGGAAUUGGCAAAUCAAACGGAAGUGUAAACUUGCUGUCUCGAUUGGGAAAAUCGAGGAUUUCUUCAGUCAGCCGGAUUUGUAGAAGUUGCAUCGAGUGCAUGCUUAGUACUAGUUCUUACCUAUGUGUUAACGGGUAGUUUUACUGAUCAGCCGUUGUUGCGAGCUGCAAAUUCGAACAGAAACUACCAACAGUGGCAACAGAUGAGCCAAUUAUCCGAGGAAUCAGUAAUUGGUUAACAGGUGACCCAGACAGCAAUUUUGCCAUUUGCUGUGGCCGGUGGUUUUAUGGAAUUUGUUACCUCUUCGUCGGCAUUUUCGCCUUGAAGUGAUUGUGUUUUUAUACAUUGUUUUGGUUUGGCGUUUUGUGUUCCUCCUAUUUAUUAUUGGCGGUCUGCAGCGAAUGUAUGAGUGGUCGUGAGGAAGUGACUCAGCCGCAAUAGACUAGUUGAUACAGGCAAUUGCAAUAGAGAAAGAAUACACAUUCCUAGUUCGCAUCGUGGAGAGCAGCGGACAGCUACGGCGACAUAAUGAGAACACAAAUUAGUCCGGACGGAUCAUACGUCAAUGAGGCGAUGAACUGUUCGUCAGUGGAUAUAACGGUCCCCAAUGGGGAGCCGCAUGGUGGUUUGACAGGAUCCAAUGAAUUUAUAUUGUCACCGAGCGGGAAGAAAAUCUCCCCGGAAAGUCGCAUGGAGCUGGUAAACCGGUGGUGUCAACGCAAGGCCAAAAGCGCGUGUUCUAGGAAGAUGCUGUAUAAACGACUUCCCAUAUUGCGGUGGCUCCCCAACUACAAUUCGACAGACGCGGUUGGGGAUUUAGUUGCGGGAAUUACCGUUGGUCUAACCGUAAUUCCUCAAGCUCUCGCCUAUUCCGGUAUUGCCGGGCUUCCAGCAGCAUAUGGUUUGUAUGGUUCCUUUUUAGGCUGCAUCGUUUAUAUCCUUCUUGGCAGUUGCAAGGAUGUACCGAUGGGGCCAACAGCCAUAUCGGCAUUGCUUACAUAUCAAACGGCACGAGGCAACAUCGCUAAGUCGAUUGUCUUAUGCUUCUUAACUGGUAUCAUUGAGCUAGUCAUGGGAUUGUUCGGACUAGGGUUCCUGGUAGAUUUCGUUUCGGGACCAGUCUCUUCCGGUUUCACUUCGGCGGUAGCGCUGAUUAUUGUUACGUCACAGAUCAAAGACGUGCUCGGAAUUACUGCGAAGGGCAGCACUUUCCUAGAAAUAUGGCAGUCAAUUUUUAGUGAUAUUCACAACAUUAAAGCUUGGGACACAGUGCUGGGUAUAACUUGCAUCGCCGUGUUGUUAAUUAUGAGGAUUGUUGCUGGCCUUAAGGUGGGUCCUGAAGCUGAUGAGAUGAAAUCGAAGAAGCAUAAGAUCAUCAACAAGUUUAUGUGGUUGAUUGGAACCUCUCGCAACGCGAUCCUGGUAAUAGUUUGCGGCGCCAUCGGUUAUGUCUUCCAGUCAUCGGCUGCGACUCCGUUCAAACUGAUCGGAGAUAUACCACCGGGCAUGCCGUCUUUUGAAGUACCCCCAUUCUCACUGAAUGGUAAUCAAACGUCCAGUGGUAGAGAGGAAACCUUUUCAGAAGUAGUCUCAAGUCUGGGAUCUGGGCUUAUCGUGGUUCCCCUGAUCGCACUCAUGGAAAAUAUUGCUAUUUGUAAAGCAUUCUCAAAUGGUAAACCGGUAGAUGCUACCCAAGAAUUGAUUGCGAUUGGAGUCGCAAAUAUCGCCAACUCGUUCGUACAAGGAUUUCCAGGAACAGGAUCGCUAAGCCGAAGUGCCGUUAACAAUGCGUCUGGUGUUCGGACGCCUCUUGGCAACAUUUACACUGGUGCUCUAGUAGUGCUUUCGCUGCUGUUUUUUACGCCGUAUUUUUCCUACAUUCCAAAGGCCACCCUUGCUGCUAUCAUUAUUGCAGCCGUCGUAUUCAUGGUUGAAGUUAAGGUUGUUAAACCUAUGUGGCGAACUAAAAAGAGUGACUUAAUUCCUGGUUUGGGCACAUUCAUUGCAUGUCUGGCACUACCGUUGGAGAUUGGAAUUCUUCUUGGAGUAGGACUGAAUGUCGUUUUCAUUCUGUAUCAUGCAGCAAGACCAAAGAUAUCCGUUGAACGGCUUACGAGCCCGGCUGGAACCGAGUACCUGAUCAUCACUCCGGAUCGUUGCUUAAUCUUUCCAUCCGUCGAUUACGUUCGUAAUUUGGUGACGAAACAUUCGAUCCGACAAUCACUUCCGGUGGUGAUUGAUUGUUCCCAUGUGUAUGGUGCUGACUACACGGCGGCGACGGUUAUUGACAGCAUUACCCAAGAUUUUGCUAAACGUGACCAACCGCUGUUCUUUUACAAUCUGAAACCGAGUGUUUGUGCAAUAUUCGAGGGUCUGUCACCGGUGGAUUUCAUUGUUUAUUACCGAGAGGAAGAUCUGGAUCUGUUGAUGAAGGAGCGUGCCUAUAAACCGAAGCAAGUGCUUAGUGCAUAGAUGUAGGCUUUUUGGUCAUCUUAAUUCGGGUACUACCGGCAGUAUUAAAAAGUGAAUCCUUCAGAAGCUUCUUCGAAUUGGUAAAUCCAUUUUUGUAGAAGUAUGGUUAAUAGUGAGAACCGUUGUUAAAAGCGCAAGCACUAAUAGCAAGUCGUAGGGCCCAUCAUUCCUAACUAAUAUUUAAACAUAUUUAUACCACAAAAGCACGAACAUACUAAAAGUUUAAUUUUUAUUUAAGAAAGGUUUUAUCUUCGGUGUGGUAUCUUCUUUUAGUAAUAUCAGAACAGUUUCGAAAAAUGAGGAUUAUCAUUAUUACGCCAGUAUUGGUUUACCUUUGAUUGACCGCCUAGAUGUGACAAUGAGCUACACUUUUAUUACUAAAAAGCGUCUUACCAACUUUGAAAUAAGAGAAAAUCGUUUUCACUGGCGAACAUGCUAAGAAUCAAAAAUAUGAAUGAAUAAUAUUGUUUGAAAUGUGAAAUGCAGUUUAAUCAGCGCGUAACAUUACCGAAAUAGUACUUCAUCAAAGAGUGGAAUAUGCGCUCUAUUUUUACGGAGGCAGCACUAAUUGCGUAGAUAUGUGAGAAUAGUUACUGAAAUACUUUUUAUUUAUAAGCACCAAAGCACAUUGUGAAACGAGAGAAUACGCUAAAAAUAUUUAAAAUAUUUUAAUAAUUGUUAAAGUAGUAGGAGUAAUGCGUUUGAUGAAU
Messenger RNA from Sabethes cyaneus, 3283 nucleotides. It is a transcript of the gene Esp, whose product is annotated as sodium-independent sulfate anion transporter. The transcript has 9 exons. Bases 630 to 2573 code for a protein of 647 amino acids. The record is from RefSeq and is a predicted model, not a curated record. Lineage: Eukaryota; Metazoa; Arthropoda; Insecta; Diptera; Culicidae. Gene Ontology annotation, molecular function: sulfate transmembrane transporter activity. Gene Ontology annotation, cellular component: membrane. Gene Ontology annotation, biological process: transmembrane transport.